GCAACAGCGCGAAAAAGACAAGAAAUAAAAAUAUUUAAGAUAAAACCUCUGAAGUGAAUUGAUCGCAAGUGGUUAGUUUGUGUCUUAGUUUGAGAACGGAAAAACUAGAUAAUUUGAUGUUAAGGUCACAAUCAAGCUAAGAAUAUGUGAUGUGAAGAGUGAAGGAUUUUCUGCAGUUUAGUGUUCAUCAAACGUUCACUGUGGACGCUCACAUGAGAAUAAUCUGAUCUUUAACCAAAGUCAACAAGAAAUCAUAAUAAUGGUGUCGUGCAAGAAUGUCUUUCUAACGUUAACGUUAGUUGUAAUUGCCAGCAAUCAGUGCGAGUGUGGAGUUUAUAGCUUGAUAAGAGAUCUUUUACAAUGGAACGUUGCUGGAAUUCCAAUCAUACAUAAGACAGUUAAAUGGGAUUUCGAUCCUGAAGUCAGUCAAAAACGUCGUGAACAAUUUUUUGAACUUCAUGGUUAUCGCGCCGGAAAAUAUUUGGAGCGAAUUGGGCUAGGAAUUGAUGGAAAACAAAGAGAACGAGCUUAUCAACAUGCAAUUCGUGAUCAAGGAAAGCUUCAAGGGCUUAGUAUUCUUCAGCCAUAAUAACGCUUGUGACCUAAAAACUUUAUUUAAUUAUUUCAACUUAAAAUGUUUAGUUAGGACUGAUAACAACAAAAGCAAACACAAUUUUGUUAGACUCUUUAAUUUUAGUUAAGAAGGUCGUUGUUAAGUUUAAUGUGUACAUAAGUUUCUUAAAGAUUUGGUGGAAAAAAUAGUCAAGUGAUAAAAGCAAAUGAAAUUCCA
Molecule: messenger RNA, 790 nt
Organism: Clunio marinus
Lineage: Eukaryota; Metazoa; Arthropoda; Insecta; Diptera; Chironomidae
Source: the annotation of a GenBank genome assembly